AUGAAGCGGGCCCCAAGGGGCCCGAAUAGCCUGGCGCUGGUGGCAGCAGCGGCGCUGGUGGUCGUGCUGCUGGCCGCCGCUGCACCGCCGGCGGCCGCGGCGGUCGUCGCCCUGCCGCUGUCCCUGCAGGCUGUACUGGAUGGGGUGAAGCGCCACAUCACCAACUGGCCAGAAUUCUCGGCAGCCAACAACCUGACGGGGUGGGGGGCAGACCCGGCGGUGCCGCCGUGCCUCUACACUGGUGUCACAUGCGACGCGGAUGGCGCGCUGCAGAGCUUGGCGCUGCAGUGCCCGCGGUGCAGCGUGCGGGCGGAGGGCACGCUGGCGCCCGAGAUCGCCAAGUCUGCCAGCCUGGCCACCAUCAAUGUGCAGUACAACCGGCUGGCGGGGCCGCUGCCGGCGGCAUACGGAGAGCCCGGCGCCGCAUCCAGCCUGCUGCACCUCAUCGUCUCUUACAACCAGCUGUCAGGGAGCAUCCCUGAUGAGUGGAGCAACCCAGAAGCUCUUCCUCGCAUGACCCUGCUGGGCAUUGCCGCCAACCGGCUGUCAGGCACCCUGCCCGAGGACCUGCUGCUGCCAUCGCUGCUCGUUCUGCGUGCCAAUGGCAACAACUUCACCGGCCCGCUGCCGACGACGUGGGGGACCAACGGCAGCAUGCCGCAGCUGCGGGUGGCGUCGCUGCAAAACAACUCGCUCACUGGACUGCUGCCGGCAGAGUGGGCCACCGAGGGGGUGAUGACUCACUUGGAGGAGAUGUACCUGCAGGACAACCAGCUGACGGGUGGCUUGCCUGAGGAGUGGGGCGCCUGGGAGGAGGAGGGGAUGUCGGCGCUGCGGGUGCUCAACGUGUCAAACAACCCGCUGGGAGGCACCCUGCCACACCAGUGGAGCCAGCAGCAGGCAUUCCCAGCCCUCACGACGCUGGUGCUCAGCAACACGAGCCUGCAAGGCACCCUGCCGGCCAGCUGGGACUGCCAGGACCCCACCAGAUGCGGCCUGCCGCAGCUGCAGUCGCUGUGGCUGGAUGGCAACAACUUUUCGGGGCCGGUGCCGCCGUCCUGGAGCUCCCUGAGCACCCUGCAGGCCGUCUUUGUGCGGCCCGGCAACGAGCUGCUGCUGUGUGAUGCGCGAGGCAUGGACUGCCCUGAUGCUGUUGAGAUUGGCGUCUGUGCUGCCAGUGUGGAUUGCCAGUCUCCAGUGGACCUGGCCAACUGCAGCUCAGCUCAAUACCCGGAGCUGGUCCCGCCUGGGGCCGAGCCAGCAGCUGCUGCCGCCGGCCCUGCACCUGCCGACAGCACAGCAGAACCAAGCAGCGCCGUGGCAGCUGGAGGUGGCGGUGGCAGCAGUGUCGGGGCCAUCGUGGGCGGCGUGGUGGGAGGCCUGGCAGCAAUGGCGGCGGCAGUGGCGGCGCUGCUGCUUAACCGGCGGUGGCGGCGGCGCAAGAAGCGAAAGCGGGAGCUGCCAUUCUACAGCGGAGAGCCGGCCGGCGAGCACAGCGGCCAUGGCAUGCUGGCCUCCCCCUUUGCUGCAAUGGCGGCAGAGCUGGGGCCCCCAGCCGCCAACCGCAUGCCUGGCGAGCAGCCGCUGCCGCAGCGCAGCAGCACGUCUGCCGGCAGCUUCUUCACUAUGAUGAUGGGUGGGGAUCCUGUGUCGGUGGCAGCAGCAGCAGAAGCUGCCGACAGGGAGCUGGAUGCCGAGGUGAAGCGCCACCUGGACAUCGAGCUGGCAGCGCUGGAGGGCACACCUUCCCAGUCCACCGCGCAGCGCGGCAGCAGCCUCCGAGAAUCGCCCACCACUGCCGGUACCGGCAGCCAGAGCCGCCGCCUCACGCCGCCCUCCAAGUCGGGCAGCGCCGACAGCCAGGCACUGCAGUGGGAGGACUCUGUGCCGCUCAGCGACUGGCUGAUCACGCCCAGCGAGAUCCAGAUCGCCAAGCGGCCCGACGGGAGCGACUGGGAGCUUGGGUCUGGCGGCUUUGGCAAGGCGAGGCUGGCUGCUGCAGAGCGGGUCUACAAGGCGCUGCGGCACAGCGCCCAGCCAGUGGCCGUCAAGGUGUUAGCAGCUGUGGCGGAGGCCACGCGGUACCAGUCUCAGGAAGACUUCAAGAGGGAGAUUGCAAUCCUGCGUGCCUGCCGGGACCCUAACAUCGUCGCCUUCCUGGGCGCCAGCCUACAGAUCGACCGCACAAUGCUGGUGACAGAGUACUGCGACGGCGGCAACCUGACGCGCAACUUGAUGGCGGGGCGCAUUGCGCUCGACGUGGCCCGCGGGCUGACCUACCUGCACUCCCGAAGGAUCAUCCACUUCGACCUCAAGUCGCCCAACAUCCUGCUGGCACGUGAUGGUACCGCCAAGAUCAGUGAUGUGGGCAUGGCCAAGAUCAUGGCUCGAGAGUACAGCGGGGUGACGGGCAACGUGGGCACGCUGGCCUGGGCGGCGCCGGAGAUGCUGCUGGGGGCGCGGUGCACCGAGAAGGCGGACAUCUAUUCGUACGGCGUGGUGCUGUGGGAGAUCUGCACCUGCAUGACGCCCAUCCGGGGGCAACUGAGGGAUGUAGGAGUGCCCCAGGAGUGCCCUGCCGAGGUGCGGGAGCUCAUUCUGGACUGCCUGGCCACCAACCCCCGCAAGCGCCCCUCGGCUGUGGAGAUUGUGGAUCGAUUGCGGGCCAUGCCCGACCCUCGGCCACCGCAGGCAGCCGCCGCGGCAGCAGCCGGCGCGCGUGCACGCCUGCAGCAACUCCAGCAGCAGCCGCGGAGGCCGCAGCAGCAAGCAGCGGGGCUGGCCAGGCAGCUGAGCGGCACCGUGGCGGCGCAGCUGGCGGCCACCAGCCCGGCCAGCACAUACACCAGCAUCCGCACUAGCGCCCCGCCUGCCGUCGCGGCUCCAGGGCCGGCGACCGGCCAGUCUGCAGGGCAGCAGCAGCCCUCCAGCCAGCGCUCUUCCGAGGAAAGCAACCUCUCUAUGCUUGAUGCAGAGGGGGAGAUGGCGCAGGCCCUGGCAGCAGCGUAUGCCAGCCCGGCGCCUGGUACAUCCCUGGAGGCCGCGCAGGCGGCGCUUCGCCGAGCAACCACCAGCCGAGCUCUCAGCAUGGAGCUGCCACGCCGCUCUGCCAGCAUCCUGCUAGCCUCGCUGCCCAAGCAGCACCCGCCCGCGCUCCUGUCGGGCCAGCAGCAGCAGCAGCAAGGGCAGGAGCCGCCGCGCAUGAAGCGCGUCAGCAGCAGCCCGGCUGUCAGCAGCUUCCCGCUGGAAGAGGUGCCCCUGGCGCCCUCACCCACAGGAACCGGCAGCCCUGGGGCAGCAGCUAAAGCGAUGCGACCGCUGGGGCCUCGCCCGCCACGGCCUGGGCCGCGGCACAUGCAGCGCCGCAGGUCCCUGGACGACCCCUCCAUUCUGCAGCUCUCAGCCCAGCAGCAGGCAACCAUACGGCAGGCAGCAGGCAUGCCCUCCCACCAGCAGCUGUCGGUCCCGGGAUUGUCGUCUGCUGCUGCAGCGGCUGGCUCGCCUCUCGUGCAGCAGCUGGCGCGGCUGCAGCAGAGGCUGCGCCAGCCAGUGGGCCGCCAGGUAGCCAGCCGGUUGCAGAGCCUGCAGCAGCCCGAGGAGCUGGCCAGGGUGACUGAGGUGGAGGAGGAGGGCGAGCAGCCGUCCCUGCCGCAGCAGCCCGAGCAGCCCCACCGCGCUGGGCAGCUCCAGGGGGAGGAGCUGGCUGAGGAGCAGCAGGAGGAGCUGCGGGUGCUGGCAGGUCAGCAGCAUAGCCAGCAGCAGGCGCUGACGGAAAAGCAGCACAGGGAGCAGCGCUUCCUUCACGGCCAGCAUCUUGCGGAUCGCCAGCGGCUGGGCCAGCAGCAGCAGGCUGAACGAGAGCAAGAGGCGGAGCGGCAGCAGCAGAGCAGCGGGGGCAGCCCAGAGCGUGGUGCCCCGCAACCGGGUGGCGCCGAGGAGGCGCCGGAGCAGCAGGAGCUGCAGCAGGCAACAGUGCCCGCAGCAGCGGCGGCAGCAGCAACAGUCCCACAGUCGCCGUUUGCCUUGGUGUCGGCAUUCCUACACAGCUCGGCUGAGACAGUCGGCUCGCCCAAAUAUGUGUCGCCAUUUGCCCAGCAGGCAGGGUUUGCCGAGGUAGAUGAAGGGGCAGGCUCCUCAGAGCAGCCAUCACCCCAGCAGCUGCAGCCACCGGCAUGCCCAUGGCAGCAAGCCGCACCCGAGCAGGCGUCCCCAGCCAGCCAGGGCACGCAGCUUCCAGGCACUCCUCCCCAGGCGACGCGCCGGAGCUCGCCGCCAGAGUUGCGCAGCCCCUUUGAUAAUGCCUGA
Messenger RNA from Chlorella variabilis, 4305 nucleotides. RefSeq lists its product as hypothetical. The transcript has 21 exons. Bases 1 to 4305 code for a protein of 1434 amino acids. Lineage: Eukaryota; Viridiplantae; Chlorophyta; Trebouxiophyceae; Chlorellales; Chlorellaceae. The record is from RefSeq and is a predicted model, not a curated record. Gene Ontology annotation, molecular function: protein kinase activity; ATP binding; receptor serine/threonine kinase binding. Gene Ontology annotation, biological process: protein phosphorylation.